Molecule: messenger RNA, 4168 nt
Organism: Vespula vulgaris
Lineage: Eukaryota; Metazoa; Arthropoda; Insecta; Hymenoptera; Vespidae
Gene: flfl
Product: serine/threonine-protein phosphatase 4 regulatory subunit 3
Exons: 5
Coding region: 1411-3861 (816 amino acids)
Biological process (GO): protein dephosphorylation; DNA damage response
Cellular component (GO): nucleoplasm; protein phosphatase 4 complex
Molecular function (GO): protein phosphatase activator activity
Source: RefSeq, a predicted model, not a curated record
AUCAUGUGCUGAUUAUAUAAAACGAAUAAUAUGUAUUAAACGAGCAUGUGAAAUGAAGGAUAUCUUUUGAAAAAAAAUUGACAUUUGGACAGAGAAUAGUAGUUUCAACCCUUUCUACUGAUUAUUCAAUGAAAUUAAUAGUGUAUUGAAACAUUUAUAAUUUCAUGUGUCUUCGAUGAAAUGAAAUUUUGAUUUUUUAAAAAUAAUAAUUUCUUUAUAUCUAUCGCAAAAAAUAAGAAAAAGCGUACAAUGCAUAAAUUCAUAGUUCAUUGAAAAACAAGAAGUAUCUUGAUUGAACGAAAAAUAAUACAGAAAGUAAAAUUGUAUUAUGCGCCAGAGUCCUUGGGAUAUACACGGUGAACCCCGUGGCGCGUUGUUGUGAUCUAACAUGGCGGAAUGUAGUGUUGUGGCUGUUCGAUGUCUAUGUCAAUUUUAGAGUGAUCUCGCGCAAAUAAUACGGAAGAACGGCGAUGCUCCGCAAUUAUACCAUUGAAAGAAUUCGUGUAAGAUAAUCGUGUGAUUGGAAAUAUUUGCGUUGUAAGUGACGAGCGAGUUCUUCUACAUCGGUUUUGCUCAUCGCGGGAAUCGUAUACAGGCGGCAAGAGCGCACACAGGGCUUCGGCUUCCCUGGCACAACGUUUCUUUCUGACCUUCCACGACGACGAACUUAUUUCAAAUGAACGACCUGAGACACGCUUGACACUUUCUAGCUUUACGUGACUGUGACACGUGCACGGAAGAGCGUGUACUUCACUAACUUUUCCCGCGCGUCCCAAAAGCUUUACUGUUGGCGCAGGUAUCAAGCUUAUGCAACUGAAGAGCUUAUAAACAUCCAGCAACGGUAAACAAUCUCAUUGUUCCGAGUAUAUGUCGGAAUAAAGGUACCGCUUCGUGAUAAUCCGUAAUAAAAUUCGACUAAUGCGCGGCCGUUUUUAAACCAUCAUAAAUAUCUUCAUGAAAUAGCAAUUCCAUAUAUUUGUGCAGAGACCAAGAGGAUAUCCGUAAUUUUGAAAAUCGUUAACGAUUGUUAUUCAUUAUUAAUAUAAAUCAAAGUGCAUCACUCAUGGUGAUAUAUGAGUAUUUUCUACUCAUUGGCAUUAGUAUUGUAGUUUCUUGGAGACCACCCAAGGAGAGCAUUGAGUUUAGGUGAAUGAGUGGUUACUCCGAAAGACAUUUUUCAAAUAAGUUAAGACUUCUGAUUCUACGGCAUCAUAUACAACAGCAUUGUGCUAUAUCUUAGUGGAUUAUGAGAGAACAAAUAAAAGUUUGGUAGAUAUAGAUUUUUGUGUGUGAAUUUAUUUAAUAGAAAUUUUAUAAGAACAGAAAGGCCAAGGACUUUUUUCAACUUCUAAGGCAUGCAAGGUAGUUGGUGAUAAUACAAAAACAACUGCGUAAAAUAUUUUUGACAACAUGACGGAUACACGCAGAAGAGUAAAGCUUUAUGCACUUAAUGCUGAUAGACAAUGGGAUGAUCGUGGUACAGGUCAUGUUUCCUCUUCCUAUGUAGAUAGAUUAAAAGGAAUUUCACUUUUGGUUAGAGCCGAAAGUGAUGGAACUGUUUUAUUGGAAAGUAAGAUACAUCCGGAUACUGCAUAUCAGAAGCAGCAAGAUACUUUGAUAGUAUGGUCAGAGGGUGAUAAUUUUGACUUAGCCUUAAGUUUUCAAGAAAAGGCUGGAUGUGAUGAAAUUUGGGAAAAAAUAUGUCAAGUUCAAGGAAAGGAUCCAUCAGUAGAAAUUACUCAAGAUAUUGUUGAAGAGUCGGAAGAUGAACGCUUUGAUGAUAUGUCAGAUGCUGCACCGCCCAUAGAACUGCCUCCAUGCGAAUUAAGUCGAUUAGAAGACAUUAAUGAAUUAAUAGGGAAUUGUUUAGCUUCUCCAAUGAGAAAAGAAAAACUCGCUGUGGCAUUAGAAUCAGAAGGUUAUAUCAAGAAACUUUUAAAUUUGUUCCACACUUGUGAGGACUUAGAAAAUAUUGAAGGCUUACAUCAUCUUUAUGAUAUUUUUAAAAAUAUUUUCUUACUUAACAAGAAUGCACUAUUUGAAGUGAUGUUCAGCGACGAUACAAUUUUUGAUGUUGUUGGAUGUCUUGAAUAUGAACCAACAUUGCCUCAACCAAAAAGACAUAGAGAAUAUCUUCGACAAUUAGCAAGAUUUAAGCAAGCAAUUCCAAUUACAAAUGCUGAAUUAUUAGCUAAAAUUCAUCAAACAUAUAGAGUUCAAUAUAUACAAGAUGUUGUUUUACCAACUCCUAGUGUAUUUGAAGACAACAUGCUUAGUACAUUGAGUAGUUUUAUAUUUUUUAAUAAAGUUGAAAUAGUAACUCUUAUACAAGAUGAUGAAAAAUUUCUUACUGAAUUAUUUCGUCAGUUUACGGAUGAAUCGACAUCAGACAGUAAAAGACGUGACAUGGUUCUUUUCUUAAAAGAAUUUUGCAAUUUUUCUCAGAAUCUUCAACCACAAGGUAAAGAAUCAUUCUAUAAAAAUUUAACAGCAUUGGGCAUAUUACCUGCCUUGGAAAUAACAUUGGCAAUAAAUGAUCCGCAAACAAAAACUGCGAGCAUUGACAUAUUGACGUAUAUUGUGGAAUAUUCUCCUAGCGUCGUUAGAGAUUAUACAUUACAACAAAUAAAUAAUACAGAACAGGACCAAAUGUUAGUCAAUGUAAUAGUCGCUCAACUCGUUGGAGAUAGCGAUCCUGAAUUGGGUGGAGCAGUACAGUUAGCUGGUGUGUUACGCCUGCUUCUUGAUCCAGAAAAUAUGUUGGCUUCAGUCAACAAAUCAGAAAAGACUGAUUUCUUGAAUUAUUUCUAUAAAAAUAGUAUUGGAACACUGAUAGCUCCUUUAUUAGCUAAUACAAUUGGGGAAAGACCAGCAAGAGAAGAUUAUAGAACAGUGCAACUUUUAGGAUUGAUUUUAGAGUUAUUAUCCUUUUGUGUAGAACAUCAUACAUACCACAUUAAAAAUUGCAUUUUAAAUAAGGAUUUACUUAGAAGAAUAUUGGUUUUAAUGAAGUCAACACAUACAUUCUUAGUACUAUGCGCUUUAAGGUUUAUGAGAAAAAUUAUAGCUCUGAAAGAUGAAUUUUAUAAUAGGUAUAUAAUAAAAGGAAAUUUAUUUGCACCUGUAUUUGAUGCAUUUGUAAGGAACAACGGUAGAUACAAUUUAUUAGAUUCUGCUAUCUUGGAAAUGUUUGAAUUCAUUAAAUUGGAAGAUAUCAAAUCACUUUGCUCACACGUUGUAGAAAAUUUUUCGAAAGAAUUGGAAGCUAUUGACUAUGUACAAACAUUCAAAGCACUAAAGCUGAGGUAUGAACAACAUCAGGAUAAAUUAAAGGACCGUGAUAGAACAACGCUCGACAGGUACAUGUAUUCAAGUGUUCCAUCAAUAUUAAGAAAUAGCCGAUAUCGAAGAGAUCAGAGACAGUUGGAUGAAGAAGAAGAAAUGUGGUUUAGAGAGGAAGAAGAUUUUGAUGAAGGAGAAGCAGUGGUACCUGCAGCCACGGCAGAUUUGGUACCACCUGCUUCAGCUAAAAAACAAUCUUCAUCUUCUAAUUCUGCCCUUGGGCCUUCCCUUACAGAGUCGAAAAAUCAUCAGCAACAACAACAACAACAAUCUGUAUUAAAUAAUAAUACAGCAAAUAAUAAUAUCACUCCUCAGCAAACCCAGGUCAACAAUAGUACAUCAACAACGAAUGAAAAUCCAGUUACACCUGAGAUUACUCCUAGUUCUACCAUUGGUACCGUAGAAAAGGCAGGAAUUAUAAUUAGAAAGGGAUUGGUCGAUUAUGAAGAAGAUUCUGAUGAAGAAGAUGAGGAUUCUGGACUAAGUCCUUCGCCAAAACGGCAACGAUUGUCGUGGUAGACAUUCUGGAAAUUCAAAAUGAAUGUGCGAUCUCCAAAGUUUUUAGUAAAAUAUGGCCCCUAUUAUGUGCACAAAAAGCUGAUCGAAAGGUUAUACAAUCUAUUAAUUUACAAUGAGGAGAGUACAGGUUGUACUUUAUUCAUCCUGAGUGAUAGACGCAAUGAAUAAGUGCUUUUAAAACACAAUGCGUGAUGAACUUUUACAUCUUUUUCUUUCUUUAAUUGUGUAUAUUAAACAAAGAAAUGAAUGUGAAAAGACAGUGAUUGGAAAUGAUAUAGAAAAAAAAAAAGAAAAAAAAAAGGAAAAA